UGUAGUAGGCACUAUCGCCUAGAAAUAUUCUUGUCCUUUUGUGAUAUUCUAUUGUGUCUUCUGCUCAUGUAAUAUAUUUUUUAGAUUUCACAUAAUUACGAGAAAUGCAAGUAAAACAUAGCUUUAAUUCUAAUAAUAUAUGUGCAGUUUAACCUUGGCGAUCAAUAAGUCGAGAAUGAAUUUAACCAGAAGUUUGGAAACACCAAAGGCUUAAGAGAAUGGAUUUGAAUAAAAUAAUGUUAAAAAGAUAACAAUGAGUGCACCGAGUGGGUGUGUCAGCUGCAGUGGUGGGUCGCAGCAGUUUGAAAGUAAACAUGACCCUGAAUGCUCUGAGGGUGAAGAUGCCCAAAUCAGAAUGGCUCCUCAUGUACAAGCAUACCUGGCUCGUAAUAACUCAACCACCAACUGUUGUGGCCUUACUAUACCUAUUGCUUUCGAAAGAGCUGCCCCAGGCACAUGGUGGAAUCCUAGAUUUGAUUCAGAAAUUCUUGAAGGCCAAUAUAGAAGUAGUUCCUUUAGACAAAUAAGAUUAAGAUUUAGAUUUGCACUUUUAUACAUUUUAAUAUUUUCUAUAUCAUGGUUUGUCUACUUUGUGGUCCUUGGCUUGAAUGAUGUGACAGUAAAAUGGCCAUUUUUGUGUUCCCUGUUUGCUGGAGUCCUAUUGAUAACUUGCAUAAUGCUCUUGGUUACCUUUACGAAUUUCUAUAAAGUGUACACGUUCAAGUUGUCUCUGGUUAUGGCAUUAGCUUUAUGUACCCUUAGUUUAUCAUUGGUGACUUUGACGACACAACUUGAAACUAGCUUUUAUCAGGCUGCAGAUAUUAGCCAAUCAGGACAUUUUACAAUGUGCAUUGAAAUACUGCUGAUUAUAUAUACACUGACCCCAUUGCCAUUGUAUGCCUGUGUUAUUUUGGGAAUAAUAUAUUCUAUAGUAUUUGAGGUGCUCAACAUUGUGUUGCAUCUGUCAGAACAAGAAUGGCAAGCUUCUGGAAUGUUUGUAAGGAUUUUACUACAACUUUGUGUACACAUCAUUGGCGUGCAUAUUUAUCUGAUGACCUUUGUGCGAAUGAGAGGUACCUUUAUGAAAGUGGGACAGAGUUUAUUAGUCAGAAGACAACUUGAAAUGGAAAAGCAAUUGAAAGAGAAGAUGAUUCAUUCAGUUAUGCCACCGAAAUUAGCCAGUAAUUUGAUGAAUGAACAAGUGACAGAAGCUGAUACUAAUGUGAAAACUUACCACAAUCCACUUAAUAGUAGGAUAUCAAAUCCAGGAUCAGACAUUAAAUCAUUAUUUAGACCAUUCAACAUGAGCUGUAUGGACAAUGUUAGCAUUUUAUUUGCUGAUAUUGUUGGUUUCACAAGAAUGUCAAGUAAAAAAGGUGCUGAAGAAUUAGUAAACAUUUUGAACGACUUGUUUGAAAAGUUUGAUGAGUUGUGUCAAAUACAUGGAUGUGAAAAAAUUUCUACUCUAGGAGAUUGUUAUUACUGUGUUUCUGGUUGUCCUGAACCAAGACCCGAUCAUGCAACUUGCUGCGUUGAAAUGGGGCUAGGCAUGAUUGAAGCCAUACAAGAGUUUGAUAGAGAGCGCGGGGAGGGAAUCAACAUGAGAGUUGGAGUUCACACAGGAACUGUUUUGUGCGGUAUUGUAGGAACACGAAGAUUUAAAUUUGAUGUCUGGAGUAAUGAUGUCACAUUUGCCAAUAAAAUGGAGUCAACAGGAAAACCAGGACGUGUUCAUAUAUCUGAAGAGACAAGUCAGUUUCUGGGUGGAUCUUAUAUAUUAGAAGAAGGAGAUGAAGUGUUUGGUCAUAAGACAUACUUUAUUGAAGGUCGACAAGUAUUUUGCCCGUACGAUCGUGAGCAAUGUCUAACCCCAUCGAAUCCUGUAAACUUACGUCUGAUUAUAUCUCCGGCGGCCUCGCCUCAGUCCGCUCUGUCCUCCAACUACUUCACGGCACCACUUACUCCGAAAACCGAGGACAAAUUAAAUUUAAGGAAGCCAAACUCCAAUAACUUCCUUUCGCCGACACCUUUCAAUUUUCGUGCUAAAGCAAGCUCAUUGCCGAGUAUAUUGGAUUCGGAUACUGAGUUAGACGACAACAGAGACAAAGGCCUCACCGAAAGGACAGAUAGCUCAUCGAAAAGUCCAACUUCUGUAGGGAGCUACGGAAAAUACACGAACAAGUUAAAGAAUUGGAAAGUGCCAAGAUUUUUGAGGAAGCACUCUGAUACGCCUCUGCACGGAAUUAAGAAAGAAGACGCAAGCGAUAAAACUAUACAUUUACUCGAGAGAGGGGACGUGUCUGUCUGUGUCCAGUCUAGCAACGGUUACCAGCAAGUGCCUAUCGUGAUAGAAUCUCAGGAUAAUAAGAGGCCUCUUCAGAGCAGCAGUAAAUUAAAUAUACCACAAAUCAACGAGACGUCAUCCUUUGACCGGGAAAUAAUUGAUAUCAGAUCGUAUUUAAGCCAAUCCCGAAGCAACAUGUCCCCCUUUGCUAGGAGCAGCAGUUACCGGUCACAGCACAGUCGGCAAAAUGCCAUCGAGAUCCCAGUCUGCCGGGCUCGGAGUUCGACCAUUACCACCCAGUGCGACUUGAUCCGGCCAAAGGACCGACGGCUGAACCUUCCGCUGCCGUCGCCGCAGCCGUCACGUCCCCACGAUGACGUCAUCAGCAUCUGCCCUUCGGUCAACAGUAGGAAAGACUCCGGCAUUAGAAGCACCAGCCGAAGAUCCAGCAUACAGCAUCAGAUAUUCGCAUUAAACCACAUCGCAAACUCCCAGAACGACAUGUUGCAACAUCGGGUCUCUGGUUACUACACGUCGAGUCAGUCGUCCCUGAACGAUUUGCAUUCAAAGAGUAGGCUCCCGCCGCCCCUCAACGACCAACAGGUGCAGUCCUUGCAGAAACUGCGCAAACAAUCCGACCUGCAACUGAUACGGUGUGUGCAGGACAACGCCCGGUCCGGGAUCAACUAUUUCGUUCAGCCGCCGAUCAACAGGUUCACGUUGUGCUUCGAAAGCGACGAAAUGGAGAGGCAUUACAGAGAUAAAGCCCACCGGAGCGACGACUGCGAAGACUUACCCCCCACCCUGACCACGUCUAGGUUCAACACCGCCCUCGACAUACUCGUCUCGGCGCUCAUAUUCCUGGCGGUAAGCGCGUCCGCGUUCGUCACGUGCAGCGACUGGUGGCGCAUCGUCGGUUGGUUUGCGUUCUUCGCGGUCAUCGAGCUCGUUGCUAUAGCGCUCUGCUUUUAUAGGCACUAUUUGAAAUGGCAAACCCACCACGAUCCGCGUUCGGUCGCCGAAACAUUCCACGAUUCGUUGAAGAUAUUCAGGAAAUUAUCCGAUUGGUAUCCCUGGCAUCUGUCUGGAGGAUUAAUGAUUAGUUUACCGAUUUUAAUAGUUCUAAUAAAUUUUUCAUGUGAAAAUACAACGUUGCCGAUUCUACGCGGCGAACAGUCUUUCUAUGUUUAUCUGUUGUGCAUUAGCAUCGUGCAUUUCUGCAACUUUACCCAGAUGAACUGGCUGGCGAAAAAUACUCUAGUCACUCUUUACGCCGGUGUGUUCCUCUUCGUGACAUUUCUCGGUUGUCACGAAGUCAAUACUCAAUAUUUGGAUGGUGAUAUUAAAUUGUAUCCUCAAUUUUUAGCUCAAAAUUUUACAGAUUAUUUUUAUCCUAACGAUAAUACUUCCGAUAGUUCGGAAACCAAUAGUACACUGAACUACGAAGGCAUGCAUCAUAAGCUGCACUUGACCGAGUUGUAUCUCGAUGUGACUCUCUUACUGAUGCUCGUUUGGUUCCUAAACAGAGAGUUCGAGAUUAGUUACCGUCUCAGUUUCUAUAGUAACGUUGUUGCGAAUCGGGACAAGCAGCGCGUUCAGAAUAUGAGGAAUCAGGCCGACUGGCUACUGCACAAUAUAAUACCGCGGCACGUCGCCGAUCAGCUCAAAAAUACCGCCAAAUAUUCGGAAAAUCACAAAGACGUCGCCAUCAUAUUCGCGAGUAUAAUUAAUUUUAACGAGAUGUACGACGAAUCAUAUUUAAAAGGUAAGGAGUAUCUGAGAAUACUCAACGAACUGAUCGCCGACUUCGAUGAACUUUUGGAGAGGCCACAGUUCCAGCACGUCGAGAAAAUUAAAACGAUAGGCAGUACGUUCAUGGCGGCCAGCGGCCUCAAUCCCGACCUGAGGCACGCGUCCCGCGGCACGUACGAUCACCUCUAUCAACUCAUGGAUUUCGCUUUAGAAAUGCAGAAAGUCGUCGACAAUUUUAACCAUGAUUUAUUCGAAUUCGAUUUCAUAUUAAGAAUCGGGUAUAAUUUUGGAGACGUCACGGCUGGCGUGAUCGGAACUACGAAACUGUAUUACGAUAUAUGGGGUGACGCAGUGAAUAUUGCAUCGAGAAUGGACUCGACCGGGGUGCCUCAGAGAAUACAAGUCGGGGAAGCUUGCGUUCCCGUGCUGUCCGCUAGGUACGAGUUCGAGCCCAGAGGCAGUGUCUAUGUCAAAGGGAAGGACGACAUGAAUGUAUACCUGCUCGUAGGAAAAAAAGAUACGUAGAUUAAUGAAAAUGUACUAUACUACUUCUCUAGGUUAACGUAGUAAUCUGUGAUUUUAAUUUAAAUGCUGAAGUCGAAUUAUAGAAAUGAAAAAUAUUUAUUAUUGUACGCGUUGUGUUCUAUACGAGGCGGAUAGAUAAAUUAAUUAGUUGUUGAAAUAUAUAGCUUUUUAAAUAUAGUGAUGUUUACGGAAUUAACUUGAAAAUUUUAAAAUAGAUAGAUUAGUGAAAUCUCCUUGCCUGUAACAAAAUAUCUGUGACCAGUGUUCUAGUCUCCAAAUUUUUGACGUGAUCUUUUUAAUAUAUGAAAGCCGUACGAAAGAACGACAAGAACGCUUUUAGAAAAUGUAAUCGAAUAUGUACGGUAGUUCUUAAAAUUUUGAUCACUGUCAUAGACUACAUGAUAAUUAGUAGUAACCUUCUUUACAAUAAAAAGCAAUUUUUAUAUUUGUAAAUAAACAAUACGUGACCAUUGAUGACCGGUUUGGUCUUAAAUGAUGUUUAUAUUUAUUGAAUGUUUUAGUUUGUAAGUAAAUGGUACUAAUAUAUUGUAUAUUUUUAGUUUAUAGGUGAAUCGUCGCUUUUUUUUAAGAAUAUAUUUUGUCAAUAAUAGGGUGUCGUAAGUUAUGUAAAUUGGUAUUUAAAAAAAAACGAUACAAUACUAAGAUGAUCCACAAAAAAAAAUAGGGAACUGAACAGAUCCUAUUUACCAAAACUACGGCGCUAAUGUUAUAAAUCGCGGACGAGCGUAAUUUCAUUUUAUGUGACGUCAUUUGGGGGCAAUAUAAACGAACAGCAAACCACAGAAAAUACACUAAAAUACAACGAUUAGCCAGAUAUUCUGAUAUAUUAAUGUAAUUUGAAAAUUCACAAAAAAAUAAUUUAAAUAAGUAUAACUACUCAGAUUGUUUUGAUAUUAGCAUUCGGUAGCCCAUAAUAUAGAUAUAGAUAUAAAUAUAGUUGCCCAUAAUAAAUAUUGUGUCAUGGCAACCCUAACAAUUUCGUUACGAGGCAAAGGGCAAUCAAUACAGCUUAGAUAGGCGUAAAAGCGAUAAGUAAUUAAAAAUCGUGGACCGAACGUGGAUCAUGCGUGCCUCACCUCUAGUGUCAUUUGUAGGGAAAAUUAUUCUGCUUGAUAUCAUUUAACUAUAAUCACAUGCGACCGGCAAACUCUUUACUAUGUAUUGAAAUCGUAAACAGAAGAAUAUUUUGCCGUUUUGACUAACUACAUUGGAAAGUGGAUAAAAAUUUAAUCUACCUUAAACAAACACAGUCAUAAAAUAAAUUUUACAAGACAGACUCGAUUUUAAUAUUGUUUUUUUUUGUUGUUUUUGGGAUCAUAUUAGAUAUUUUGUUAAUGUUUUUUAACGUCGAGAAAUGAUAUUUCUACUAGUACCUAUGCAUAAGACUGUUUCAACGAAAUAUUCUUGUAUUUUAAUAUAAGGAAUGUAAGGAAUUACUUCGGCUUUAAAAACGCAAUGUUCCUCGACAUUAGACGCAUAAAGUCGGGUUUUCCUAUAUUGUUUUUGUGUUCUUUUCUUGAAAUAUCGAAGUCGAGCAUAAUUUUAAGUCAAUUGUUAUUAUUAAAAAAAAAACAAUCCUGACCAUCACACAGAUUACAUUAGAACUAAAUAAGACAAGUUUGAAUCCAGAAUACCCGACGUUACGCCUCUAAAGUCGAGAUUUAGCUGAUCGUGUUUUGAUAAUGUCACAGUGUCAGGAAUCCUCAGUGCUAUAAGAUUGCGAACUGUCUUCGUUUUCAGGGAUAAUUUCUCACAUCAGAUAAAAUAAUUUGAAUGUAUUUACGAUACCCUAUAAAAUACGGUUUGCUCACUCGUGUACAAUAUUAGCACAGAUAGAGAUCGUUUUGCAUAACGAAAUCAAACAUAUUUAUUUGUCUUCAGUCGGAGUCUACUUUAAGUAAGUACAUUUGCAAAACAUUUUUAGUUAAUCAAAAAACUUGCAACGCAUUUAGUGUGUAAUUACGGGGACUAUUUUAUACUAACAAUUCUAUGUCUGCGAUGCCAGAAAUAAUUCUAAAUAUAUAUAUGUAUAUAUUUAAAUGUUUAUAUAUCUUAUACAGAUAUAAAUAUUUACAAGAUACAUCGGAAAUUUAAUUCUAUAUUCGGUAGACGUACUUCUAACUUAUGAUGAAAGCCUUAAACACUAUACAUUCCAAUUGUAUUUAAAAAUAAUAUGCCUUCGAUUUGUUCUAUUUUCCUCUAUGUAAUCGUCGAAGGGAAUGUUCUAUGAACUGCUGAUUAAUAAAAGACUGUGUGCAAGUGGCCGUAACAAAAACACUUCUGGGUGCAAAGAUAUUGCAACAAUGAACUUUUACAAAAUCAUACGCUGAUGAAUCGAGAGAGUCAGUUGUUGCAAAAUUAUAAAAGUGAAAUUAAACGAAGAUACGCUCUCAUGCUGGCGAUCGAAAUGCAAAUUAUAUAUUUAAUAAUGUCAGUUAAAUCGAGAGGCUGCCUAUGCUAUUUAGUGUUUUUAAAAUUUCGUUCGAAGAUAUCAUGGACAUGGCGACACCGAGUAGGGUGGCACAUUUGAAGUCCGACGUAACGAGAUAUUUUUUUCCUACCUAAGUUGGUAGCCUUGAGAGGCUAUUCCAGCGUAACCUAACGUGUAGGUGAGCUCACGGGGCUCAAACCGGAGUGUUGCUA
Molecule: messenger RNA, 7225 nt
Organism: Bombyx mandarina (wild silkworm)
Lineage: Eukaryota; Metazoa; Arthropoda; Insecta; Lepidoptera; Bombycidae
Gene: Ac13E
Product: Adenylyl cyclase 13E
Biological process (GO): adenylate cyclase-activating G protein-coupled receptor signaling pathway; cyclic nucleotide biosynthetic process; intracellular signal transduction
Cellular component (GO): plasma membrane
Molecular function (GO): adenylate cyclase activity
Source: RefSeq, a predicted model, not a curated record